AUGGAAUGUUUGCUUCCUGUUUCUCAGUUGCGUCUGGCGAAGAAUCAUCACUUACAACUUCCCUCAGAUGUCUUUUUAAGCUCUGGAAAUGGCAGAUGGCAAGCUAGCAACUCGAACUGUCUCAUAUGUCAUACUCGAUUUGGAUGGCACACUUUUGAAUACAGAUGGUGCAAUAUUAAAGCUCUGGCGGGUGCUACUCACCUGAUUCAACAUAUGAGGAAUCAUGAGGUUCCAAUGGCCUUGGCAUCCAAUUCUCCAAAAUCCAACAUCAAGGAAAAGAUUUCUUUCCACCAAGGAUGGAAAGAAUCAUUUUCUGUUAUUAUUGGUGGUGAUGAAGUAGCCAUGGGAAAGCCUUCUCCAGAAAUAUUUGUUGAAGCUGCUAAAAGGAUGAAUGCUGAUCCAUCUAACUGUCUAGUACUUGAAGAUUCGUUGCCCGGUGUUAUGGCUGGCAAAGCAGCAGGAAUGGUAGUGAUCGCUGUGCCAUCUAUUCCAAAACAAGGUGGCCUUUACAGUUCAGCUGAUGAGGUGAUCAAUUCUCUGCUUGAUCUGCAUCCUGAAAAGUGGGGCUUACCUCCUUUUGAUGAUUGGAUCGAAGAUACUUUACCAAUUGAGCCAUGCUACUUUGGGGGACCUGUUAUCAGGGGAUUUGGACGAAGCUUAAAGAUUCUAGGAAUACCGACAGCAAAUUUAUCGGCAGAGAACUUUUCUGCAAUACUAUCUGAGCACAAUUCAGGUGUGUACUUUGGCUGGGCUGGAUUGUCGACCCGGGGUAUCUACAAAAUGGUCAUGAGCAUUGGUUGGAAUCCUUACUUUGACAACACCGAAAAGACUAUAGAACCUUGGUUGCUUCACGACUUCGAUGAGAACUUUUACGGAGAGGAGCUACGCCUUGCUGUGGUGGGCUAUAUUAGACCGAAACACAGGCCACCGUCACUCGAGAGCUUGAUAGCGAGAAUUCAUGAGGACAGAAGAAUCGUAGAGAAAGCCUUAGACCUUCCUAUAUAUGUUGGUUAUAAGGAAUCACCAUUCUUGAGAACUCCUUGCAACUGAGAGAACUGGCUAUAUUGGCACUCAGAAACAACUGGUGUUUACAAGAUGAUGGCUUACCAACUUUCUUGACCUAAUUCAUGAACUUUAUGAUUGAUGUUUAAGCUAACUCUUGUUAGACAUUAUCUGGAUUAUGAAUUUAGUUAACCAUGGUC
Molecule: messenger RNA, 1202 nt
Organism: Musa acuminata AAA Group (dessert banana)
Lineage: Eukaryota; Viridiplantae; Streptophyta; Magnoliopsida; Zingiberales; Musaceae
Product: bifunctional riboflavin kinase/FMN phosphatase-like
Exons: 10
Coding region: 1-1050 (349 amino acids)
Biological process (GO): FMN biosynthetic process; riboflavin biosynthetic process
Molecular function (GO): riboflavin kinase activity
Source: RefSeq, a predicted model, not a curated record